UUAUUCGCAGUUUUAGUCAAGCACAGUGCACCGAAGUGAUUCAACCAUGACACACGAAAUUCUGGUUACAAUUAAAGAAGGGCUAUUGCGUGGCAAUUUAGAGAAGACUCACAAUGGUUAUACAUAUUUUUCAUUUAUAGGCAUUCCUUACGCCAAACCGGUCGUUGGAGAUUUAAAAUUUAAAGCCCCUCAACCUCCUCAGCCUUGGGAGGGCAUUUUAGAAGCAAAUAAAGAAAAUAACCAAUGCAUUGGAAAAGAUUUUGUACACAAUUCCACUGUAGGGGACUUUGAUUGCCUAUAUUUAAACACUUACACCCCUCAACUACCCCAACAAAAUGUUCCCCUUAAGCCCGUUAUGGUUUGGAUCCAUGGUGGUGCAUUCGUUAGCGGCUCAAAAGAUCGAAUCAUGUAUGACCCUGAAUAUUUCAUGGAUAAGGAUGUUGUUGUGGUUGCAAUUAAUUACCGGCUUGGAGCUUUAGGCUUUCUAAGCUUAAAAGAUCCAAAACUAGGUGUUUCGGGUAAUGCAGGAUUAAAAGAUCAAGUAAUGGCAAUGAAAUGGGUACAGAGAAACAUUGCGGCGUUUGGGGGUGAUCCAAACAACGUAACAUUGUUUGGAGAAAGUGCCGGAGGUGCUGCUGUUUCUUAUCAAUUACUGUCUCCAAUGUCAAAGGGUUUAUUUCACAAAGCUAUUAUCCAGAGCGGAGUCGCAACUUGUUCAUGGGCAGAAGGACAUACUGAUCUUUCAAAAGAGCUUAUGAAGGCUAUGGGAAAAACAGCAUCAAGUGAAGCAGAAAUUCUUGCCAUUUUAGAAAACGCCACGAGAGACGAAUUGAUUAAUGCUCAAGAGAAAGUCCCAGAUAUUUGGAAGCCGUGCAAACAAAGGUAUUUGAGCCCAACUGUCGAGACAUCAACUAGUGAAGAGCGUUUCCUUCCGGACUCUCCGAUUAACAUUCUAAAAUCUGGAAAUUACAAUAAAGUUCCAGUUAUUAUAGGUGCAACUUCAAACGAAGGACUUCUGAUGAAUAUCAUCACAAUGCAUCUUAAAGAUGACAUAGAACCGGCGAAUGACGCUGAGUAUGCUCCAUAUUGGCUGAAUGUAUCCCAUGAAAAGGCAGUUCAGGUGGGCAAAAGAAUCAAAGAUCACUACUACACCGGCAAAAUUCCCAGUGAUGAAAACAAACAGUGCUACUACGAUUACAUCUCCGACACCUAUUUUCUUCGAGCCAUUUUCAACUUUGCCAAAACUCUAAUUGAGACAUCUAAUAAUGAUGUUUACCUUUACUACUUUGAUCAAGUCACAAACUUGAACCAAUUCAAACAAUUAUUCAAUGGAGCAAAUUAUGAGGGUGCUUGUCACGGGGAAGAUUUAUUGUACAUGUUUAAAACCGCUAUGAGUCCAGCGGUAGAUGUGAAUAGUAAGGAAUAUCUUGGUAUUCAGAGACUUACAACAUGGUUGACCAACUUCGCCAAGUGUUCUAACCCAAAUGGAUUAGAACUCAAUCCACUUUUAGGAGAAACGUGGCCAGCAGCAACGGAGAACCUGGAAUAUUUAAAUAUCGACAAUACUACCUCAGUUAAGACAAAUUUUGGGAAAAAUGUCACUGAAUUUUGGGACUCCAUUGAAGCCGAAUGUUGAACAAAGUCAGCGUUUGUUUCCAUUAUGUUAAAGCAUUUUAUUUUGCGUACAUUGUAUUCAAAUAAUUAAUUGUUUUAAAACUAAUAAACUACAUACUCUUAAAAA
This is a messenger RNA of Dalotia coriaria, 1741 nucleotides long. RefSeq names its product esterase B1-like. The record is from RefSeq and is a predicted model, not a curated record. The transcript has 4 exons. Gene Ontology annotation, molecular function: serine hydrolase activity. Bases 47 to 1636 code for a protein of 529 amino acids. Lineage: Eukaryota; Metazoa; Arthropoda; Insecta; Coleoptera; Staphylinidae.